AACAAAGUGGGGUUGCGGAUGUGGAGUUAGGGGAUUGGGGUCAAGCUAACUAACGGUAGAGGUAUGUAGCGACCAGGGCCCGGUUGUUCAGAACCCGGUUAACUCUUAACCAGCCGUUAAGUCAGUGUUAACUCUCCGUUAAAUUUAACCAAAUGGUUAUGUUGUUUCCCAAAGCAUGGUUAUCUUUAACGACUGGUUAAACACCCGUUAAAGUUAACACACCUCCUGACCUCUGUUAAAUACUUAACACCUUGGUUAUCUUUGAAACAAAAUGGCGUUCAUGGUUAGGCCUAGCGCCGCUUUCAUGGUUCCAGAGGUUAAUGCGAGACAACAGAAGCGAUUCCGAGCUGUAAAUUUUGCAUUAAUAAACUACACAGACAGUGAACUUUGUGAUAGGUACAGAUUUGGGCGGGAAUCUAUCAACUACAUCGCCAAUAUACUGAGGGAAGAUUUGGAGCGCCCUACACAACGUAGCCAUGCUCUAAACGUCAAUCAACAACUGAUGAUAGCUUUCCGUUUUUACGCAAGUGGUAGUUUCCUUCAAGUGAUUGGUGAUACGAUAGGGGUGGACAAAAGUACAGUUUCACGUGUCAUAGUCGAUGUGACUGAUGCCUUGGUUAAAAGAAAGAACGAAUUCAUAAAAUGGCCAACACGAGAAUGCUACAUACGUCAGGUUCAAGAUGGAUUUUUCGCCCUUGGUGGUUUUCCGAGUGUCCUAGGUUGCAUUGAUGGUACGCACAUACGUAUUCAGGCACCGACCAGGGAUGAACCAGCUUACGUUAAUCGGAAAGGAUACCACAGUAUCAACGUACAGGCAGUGUGUGACCACGAAGGUAAAUUUACGAAUGUGUGUGCUAAAUGGCCGGGAUCAACUCAUGAUAGCCACAUAUUUAGAACCUCUACUUUGUGUGAAUUCUUAGAGAGGUCGCACACUUCAAUAUCAGAUGGCUUUCUAUUGGGAGACAGUGGAUAUCCUUGCAGGCCUUUUCUCCAAACCCCAUACAUGACUCCACAAGGCAAUGCUCAGCAGAGAUACAAUGACAGCUUGUGUGCUACAAGAGUUACAAUAGAAAGAACAUUUGGUCGAUGGAAAAGACGGUUUCAUGUACUUCAUUCUGAGAUAAGGAUGAGUCCACGCCGUGGGUGUCAGAUUGUCCUUGCCUGUGCUGUCCUCCACAAUAUAUCCAUAUUACUGAAUGAGCCAUUACAAGAUGACAACGACAACCCAGAUGAACAGCCAACAGUGGACACACAUGGCGGAAGGCAUGAUGGACGAGGCAUUAGAGAUCAUAUUGCCAAUACCUUCUUCUCCAGCUAAUAAACUACAAACAGAGGACACAAGAAUUAAAUAUAGUGAUAAUUAAACUGCA
Messenger RNA from Haliotis rufescens (red abalone), 1370 nucleotides. Its product is annotated as putative nuclease HARBI1. The record is from RefSeq and is a predicted model, not a curated record. The transcript has 3 exons. Lineage: Eukaryota; Metazoa; Mollusca; Gastropoda; Lepetellida; Haliotidae. Bases 272 to 1318 code for a protein of 348 amino acids.